UUGGUUGCUAGGCAACGCUUUUGGGACAGUGGCAUUUGGCGGAAUUUAUUUUAUAGCUAGUGGCGAUUAAUUUAAAACAUGAUCUAAAAUAAGGAGUGGAAUCUGAGAAUCGGAUUGAAAGGAAAUGGAUCAAUACAAGCGCCAAGUUAGAGUUCGCCGUAAAAGCGGGUUUCCUUACAAACGAGAUACACCUAUAAGACCAGCGACAAGGAGGCGAGACACAUAUAAGAGACAUCUGGCCAUCAAACACUAUGACUCAUUACCAGAAGAGCCUGAGGAAGAAAAAAUAAAUAAACCCACAGUCAAACCUGUAAGCCCAGUGAGGGUUGGUACAUCUAUGCCGUGCUUAAGCAGCUCUGGGUUUACUGAAAACAGAAGAAGCCAACCUGUUUCAUCUGUUAUGUCGAAUAUUAAAGAACCUGGCCACCAAAAAUUAUCAGGAAAACUUUACCCGACAGUUCAGGACGCAGUCAUUCCAGAGGUCAUUAAAGGUUACAGCACUACACAAAGUGGGACGUCUUGCAUCAUGGAGGCAGACUCAACUUUAAACUCAGAGGAUGAGGAUGAAGAUGAUGAUUACAUUUACUCCUCUGCCUCCACAACCCUUAGCAGCAUUCCUUCCCCAGAGAUCUUCAGAAAAGAAAAGAGUGUGGACACAGUGAGUCUGCCUAACGAAGAUGAGUUGCUGGGUCUCCAUAUUCAUGUGAAAAAUUCCACUUUGUUGGAAGACAGCCAUGCGGAGAACAUUCACAUGCAUUAUCCACCCAACCUUUCCACCAUCAUAGAUGCUUCUACAAUUCUUGCAGAAAAGAAAUGUGAGAUCAGCUACCACAAAACUAAGGAAGAAACUAAAAAAGACAUAAGCUCAUGUAAAUCAGAUCAAGCAUUUGAGAGGAAAACCUCACCACAACUCUCGGAGAGAAAGCCCAUUUUCUAUAAAAAGAAGGUUUGGUUCAAAAGUCCCAUCACAACUGAGAUUCCAGAAGCCAAAGACAUCACAUCCUGUACACCGAGCAGCAACAACACCAGCAUUUCCUCAAGCCCUCCCCAGAAAGUUAAGCCUCAUCCCACAACAUCCAGGACAAGUAUAAUCAGCUCUAAUGAUGAAACAUUAUCUCUUGCUGUGACGCUUAAAAGGCCUGUGAAAACGUGUCCGCAAAACGCAAUGUUCUUUCACUUUGAGAAUGAUAGUGAAGGAGAGGCCUUUUUACAAAGGAUGAGAGAAAGAUCUGUCAUACUCAGAAGUGCUGUUUUCCUUCCAUUAACAUUAGGCAGUCAAAACCCACAGAGUUAACCUACAGUUCAGUCUGAAUUGUUUAAGUGAGAAUGUAUGCUAAUAAGAGAUAAGCAGUGAAGGUUAAGGAAAUGGAUGGAUGGAUAACGUACUUGGAUGCGCAACAUUAAGGUAUGUGGACAAGUAAGCAGUGUCACUGUAUAAUAUUUAAAAAGGAAUAGCUACUGGAAAGACAGCAGUCCCACAUUUAUCUUUUUACUUGAACAUGAUCUAAGUAAGAGUUGAACUUUAUUUUCUUUGCAUUUUAAUUACACUGUUUUAAUGUCCCAUCAUAUCUGGUACGAAGCGGUUUUUUUGAUAGUUACUGUGAACAGUGUCUCAAAAAUGUGCAGCUUUAAUGCACUAUUUUUUUUUUUAUCGUGUUUGCAGAUUCAAAUGCUCAGCUGAUCUUUGCCAUUUUGCAACAAUGGAAUUAAAAUGUGCACACCAAAAUAUACCCACUAGAUGGCACAUGUGUAUACUUAAUAACAUUUACGAAUAUUCAUGUACCAAUUAUCUUUUGUGUAAAAAAAAUACGUGUGUGUGUGUAUAUAUAUAUAUGUUACUUUGUCUUUUCCAUGGAUUUUGCUUAUUUCAAGGAAAAACUAAAUUAAAAUAUGCAAUAUAUA
Girardinichthys multiradiatus is the source of this 1902-nucleotide messenger RNA. RefSeq lists its product as uncharacterized. The coding region runs from base 125 to 1294 and encodes 389 amino acids. Lineage: Eukaryota; Metazoa; Chordata; Actinopteri; Cyprinodontiformes; Goodeidae. The record is from RefSeq and is a predicted model, not a curated record. The transcript is spliced from 8 exons.